Messenger RNA from Rhincodon typus (whale shark), 5637 nucleotides. RefSeq names its product CAS1 domain containing 1 (gene casd1). The record is from RefSeq and is a predicted model, not a curated record. The transcript is spliced from 17 exons. Gene Ontology annotation, cellular component: Golgi membrane. Lineage: Eukaryota; Metazoa; Chordata; Chondrichthyes; Orectolobiformes; Rhincodontidae. Gene Ontology annotation, molecular function: N-acetylneuraminate 9-O-acetyltransferase activity. The coding region runs from base 75 to 2267 and encodes 730 amino acids.
GUGGCGAUACCUGUGAGUGGCUCCUAUCUAGUGGCCGAUUCCUUGGUGAAAAUGUUUGGCAACCUAAUGGCUGCAUGAUGCAUAAAUACAAAAUCAGUGAAGUAAAGAACUGUCUGCUGAACAAAUACAUAGCUUUUGUAGGAGAUUCCAGAAUUCGACAGUUCUUCUAUGCCUUUAUUAAAAUUAUAAAUUCUGACAUUAAAGAAGAAGGUAACAAGCAUGAAAACAUUUCCUUUGAAGAUAGAAGUACUUCGUUGAAAGUUGAUUUUUUGUGGUACCCAGAAGUAAACAACUCCAUGAAGGAUUGUUUUAAAGCUUGGACUGAGGGUGCUCGUCUAAAACCCCAUCUUAUUGUGGUUGGUGCUGCUACAUGGUCGAUUAAGAUACAUAAUGGGAGUAUGGAAGCUCUCAGCCAGUACAAAACCAAUCUUACACUAAUUACACCUCUUCUGCAGAAGUUAGCAGAAACUAAUGACAUCUAUUGGGUCCUUCAAGUCACUUAUUUUUUUUUAGAUCCAGUAUAUGAAGAUUUGCUGAGUGAGAACAGAAAGAUGAUCACUAAUCAGAGGAUUGGUUUAUACAAUGAUGUGACUUUAAGCAUUUUGAACAGCAGUACCGGAAGCAUGGCAGCCAAGGUCAAGAUCCUCAGAGCUUCCAAAUUAAUUGCAGAAGAAACCAUUGCAGGAUCUUUAGAUGGCUUGCAUUUACCUGAAACCACUAGAGAUAUAAAUGCUAUGAUUCUCUUGAAUUCCUACUGCAACAGGAUUGUGAAGCCCAUUGAUGGUUCAUGCUGUCUUCCCCAGUCUCCCCUUUCGCUAAUUCAAAAACUGACUGGCUGCUUUUUCAUCAUUUGUGUUAUAAGCUGCAUAUUUGUUACUUACUUCUGUCAUAAUUGGCGGAAGAAUAAGCCUAGUACUGAUGUUGAGAGUGGAGAAGAGAAGAAACCUGCUACUGCUUCACUGUCCAAUCCUGAAAAACUACUGUUGUCCCUUUCCAAAUUGGGCCUAAUCAUGGGCUAUUUCUAUCUUUGUGAUAGAGCUGACCUGUUCAUGAAAGAGCAAAAAUAUUAUACGCAUUCAACGUUCUUCAUCCCACUGGUAUAUAUUAUUGUACUGGGAGUUUUCUAUUAUGAUAAUACAAAAGAGACAACUAUGCUGAACCGAGAGCAGACAGAUGAAUGGAAGGGAUGGAUGCAGCUAAUUAUACUAAUAUAUCAUAUAUCAGGAGCAAGUACUUUUUUACCUGUAUACAUGCAUGUUCGUGUUCUUGUGGCAGCAUACCUGUUCCAAACAGGUUAUGGACAUUUUUCUUUCUUUUGGAAAAGCGGGGAAUACGGAAUCUCUCGCAUUUGUCAGAUAUUAUUUCGUCUGAAUUUCUUGGUGGUGGUGCUGUGCCUUGUAAUGGAUCGACCAUAUCAGUUCUAUUAUUUUGUCCCUUUAGUAACAUUUUGGUUCAUGGUCAUUUAUGUCACACUAGGCAUUUGGCCACAGACUGGCAAAAAAGAAGAAAACGGUUCUUGCUCUCCCCACUGGGCAGUGGUGUUCAAACUGAUUGGUUUGUUUUUAUGCAUAUGUCUACUUGCAACUUCCCAGAGUUCUUUUGAAAAUGCCUUUUCAGUGUGGCCAAUUUCAAAGCUAUUUGAGUGGCAAGGAUUCCUUCAUGAAUGGUGGUUUCGAUGGAAGUUGGAUCGCUUUGCAGUCCUACAUGGUAUGGUAUUUGCCUUCCUUUAUAGUAUAUUAAAGAAAAGUCACCUCCUUUCUGAAGGCAAAGGCGAGACAUUGUUUGCACCUAGGUUGUCAUCCUUCUUACUUUUCACCUCAGUAGUUGUAUUUUUGACUUAUUCAAUAUGGUGUGCCAACUGUAAAAGCAAAACUGAGUGCAAUGAACUUCAUCCUUACUUCUCUGUGUUGCAGAUCUUGUCUUUCAUUCUUAUUAGGAACAUUCCUGGUUAUGUUCGCUCUGUGUACAGUUCAUUUUUUGCCUGGUUUGGCAAGAUUUCCUUGGAACUUUUCAUAUGCCAAUAUCAUAUUUGGCUUGCAGCAGAUACCAAAGGAAUCCUCGUACUCAUUCCUGGCAACCCAGUGCUCAACAUUAUCGUCAGCACUUUUAUUUUUGUGCUUGUUGCUCAUGAAAUCUCUCAAAUCACAAAUGAUCUUGUACAGAUAGCCAUUCCCAAAGAUAACUAUGUUGCACUGAAAAGACUGUGUGCAACAGUGUUUUUAUUGGGGCUUCUCACAUUGUCAACUGUUGAACGAUUGAACGAGUAACUGAAAUAAUGGCCGAGCAGGCUCAAGUACCUAUUUUGACUUUCGUAUUUAAUAAAGAGAAAAAAACCUGAAAGAAUUGUGUAUUGACAGGAAGAAAGCAUAAGUUUGUGCAACACUAUGAUUCGUCAUAAUAUCAGAUCUGAAGAAAACAUACUGAUGUAAAUGCUUAUGAUGAAAAGGUUUGGUUACGUUAUUGAUCGAUUCAAAAGCAACUUUUAAGUAUUGGGAUAAUUGAUAGAAUGACUACUGAAAAGGUAGCAUCUUUUGAUAUGCUAUUUCCCGAGAUUUUCUAUUUGGAUAUACACCUGUUGGUUAUGAUGUUACUUUAUUUUCAGUUCAGCGUUUCCGUAUUUUCACUGUUAUUUCUUUAAACUGCAAUUAUUUCCAAUUUUAUGAAGGAAACAUUUUGGGAUAUCUGCUAACGUAAAGUUUGGUUCUGGAUAACUUUAGGUAUCCCUGUUCAUUGAAAAUCAUAACUUCCUGAUGCUAAGGAGUUUGACAUCUUUUUCCUCUAUCCCUAUGCUGUGUUGAUGUUGGGCAAAGUAGCUUUCUUUCAUAGUUCACAUAUAGGUGCAGUAUGAAAAAAUGAAUAUCUCUAUGGAGCACUGAUAAAAUGAAUAGGCUGGGAGUUUGUUCACUGAAUUAUUCCUGACUUGAAAGAGACGUGUUGGCUUUGAUUGUGGUGUUGCAUUACUGGAAAAAGUAAGCUGCCAACAAAUUUCAACCACUGCUAGUACUAGGCUACUGUUACAUUUCUCUCUUUUAAAGUGAGGAAAACAUUUUACCUUAUUGUGGAAUAAAUAGUUAAUUCUCCAAAGUAAAUUAAUCAAUUUAAAACUCCUAAUUUGAAAUGUUGUCAAUAUGGACUGAAACACUGGUCUAAUUAGGGACUCCUGCUCUGUGUGCAAGUGAAGUAUCCAACGAUUUGUAAAUUUAGUUAGUAUGAUUGAGUGACCAGUUCCAGUGUUAACAGCCAUUUCAAUUUGUAUGGUGAAUUAUGUUUUAUGAUUGUUCGAUUAUAUUAGCUCUUACUAACAAUGUGCUAGAAUUUGUUUAUUAGUUUUUAAAAAACAAGAUGAUUGCAUUUGCUGCUACAACUUAGGCAUUUUAAAAGUGUUGUAGCAGGAAGAAAGGGAAGGGAAGGAGAGGAGAGGAGAGGAGCUAAGGAUUUAUUACACAUUUGAGUUCACCAUGACUAUUUCCUAAAUCAGACUUGCACUUCAUUUCAUGAGUUAAUUCAUGUAAAAACCUAACUUGUGUUUUGAAAAAAAUGGCCAUACAGAACGCUUUAGGCACAUCUUGUUUAUACACUUUUAAAAUAUCGAUAUGUUCUCUCUAACUCUAGACAUAUUUGUAGGAAACUGUCAGGUAACUUUGUUGAUGCCAAAUUCUUAUUCACCUGAUUAGAUUUUUUAACUAUCUUUAUUAGUCAAAUUGCUCAAGAGUUUGAAGUAGUUGAGUAUGAUUUUUGAUAUGCAAGGUGCCAUAAAUCAUUGUUACUGAUAUCUAUUUAAAUCAUGGUAACAUUUUUAUCUUAAUUUAAGUCACAUUUACAGAUCCUGCAGUAUGUUAUUUUUCACUGAAUUCUUGUGCAGUGAAUUAACUUUGAACUUCACAUCUGCAUAUUUAGUAGCAAAUAUCUUGAAGUUGUAUGACAUACUUUUCAAACUACACAUGCCAAUGGCAGCGAUCUUGCAGUGUGACAGCACAAAAGUGUUUAAGUGCCAUUUUAACCCAUUUUUAAAAAGAUAAAGAUGUGAGAUCGGAAUCGGGAACUCUCAAAAUAGUGUCCUUUCUAAUUUAUCAAAACUUUUAAAAAUUUAUUCUUGCAAUUAGAGUUUCAUAUAACAUUCCCUCCCUUUUCUCCAAUUGACAAGAGGUAAUGGUGCAUUGAGACAGCCAAACUAGAAGAUCCUAGAUUUGAUGAGGACUAAGUUCACUGAUUUCAUUAUGAAUAGUUCAACAUUCCUUAGGAACAUUAACUAUUUCCUCCUGGAAAGUGUGCUUGCGCAGCACUUGGCAAUUUAACACUUUGCCAAUGGUAAUUGUUUAAAACCACAAGAAGCAUGACCUUGUAAGCAAGGUACUGUGCAACUGUGCCCAGCAUGUUAUAUAUUGAGCAGGAAUGUAACAUUUAUAGGUGUAUCAAAGUGGGUAAAACCAGAUUUCAUCAUUUUGGAGGAAGGUGGCAGGCAGGGGAAGUUGAGAGUUUCUCACAAUGCAGUCAAUCAAAUUUCUCGAAUGGUAGUUGACUUCACACUGUUGUUUGUGAUUCCCACAAUUGUUUGGGCCUUAUUUAUUUUACUAAAUUGUUAAUUCUUCUGAAAGUCUAUGAAAUAAAGAUCUGAGUAAGUUUUGCACUAAAAUUCAAUUUGUAAUAUUCCACUGCUUGCAUGUGCUUUUCUUUGCAAAAUGUUUUGCUUGUGAAUGACUUCUGUAGCCUUCAGAACCUUUUGGUCACCAGAACUGGAGUGAGUUUUAUAUGUAGUCCCUUUCUGUUCAUUGUACUUCAUUUUGAAAUGAUAGCUUGGCUGAAGAAUUUACUGCACUUAAACAGGAUUUCAGGCUUGAGUAAAUUCCAGCAGUUACAGAAAAUAAUAUAUAAGUCCACUAUAAUAUAAUACCAAAUGUUAAUCUUUGACAGUUUUUAUUGCACUUGGGGUCACAUUUUUAGUACUGCCACUUAUAUUUGAGUUCUUGCAGUAUUGCAGGAGAACCAUAUUUUGUGUAUAGAUGAACUUUUUUCUGUUUUUGAGGUUUUGCACUUAUGAAGAGCCACGUGACUGUGGUAUGUUUAUAAUUGUUCAACAAUUUUCCUGAAACAGCUGAAUGCUAAUUAAAAUUUUCUGAAAUGAGUUUCAUUUACAAUUUAUCAUUGUUUAUAAUGGAUUUCCUGGGUAGUUUGAGAUGUGAAAAUUUAAUGUUGUAGUGUUAAAGACAAAAAAUUUAUAUUUUGUACAAUUUCUAAUCAUGUGAGUUCUUUAGGAUUGUUUUGCAGAUUUAUGGCAUUGUUUUUUAAGUGUUUUUCCUGUUUUUAAAAACUAAGAAUUUGUGUUAUAGAGCUGCAAUGUCAUUCAGUGAUGUUUACUCUUAGAUUGUGUGGAAGAUUUUCACCUAGUUUAAUGAUUGAAUUCAGUUUCUUUCCACAUGCUUUUAUUUAGUUUCUGGGCCAUAUGUAAAAUAACUGGUUAUGAUAAGCAUAAAUAAAUUGGUCUGACUUAAGGAAGUUAAGGAAUGCAUGAUGUUCAAACUUUUUCCGAUAUGUUUGUAGUUUUCAUUUGUGUUUGGUGGUUUGCUAAGCCACUAACUGUUGAAAUGUGUACUUCGUAUUGAAUGUGCCAAACCUAAAAUAAAUUUCCCAUGUUUUCUA